Molecule: messenger RNA, 2231 nt
Organism: Erythranthe guttata (spotted monkey flower)
Lineage: Eukaryota; Viridiplantae; Streptophyta; Magnoliopsida; Lamiales; Phrymaceae
Source: RefSeq, a predicted model, not a curated record
CUAUCGCCCUAUACCCUCGAAAUAAUUUAUAAUAAAUUAAUCAAGAGAAUUACCGCUGAAGUUUGCAUUGAUUUCACAUUUUGUUUCUCAUAUUCAUAAAAUACACAUUUAGUCCUUUAUGUGUCAAUACUUUAACAAUUUUGGUCCUUUCCGUCAGUCUACCGUAAGCCCAUUAGUUAAAGCAGCGACGGAUACACACUAGAUUCCAUUAGUACUGACGGAAAAUUGAGCGAAAUGACUAAAAGUGUUGAAUUAAACAUGAGGGAUCAAAUAUGUUUUUUGUGAACAUGAGGGGCCGAAUGUAAAAUUAGUGCAAACUUAAAGGGCAAAAAAAAAUUGUAUUUUUUCCCUAAAUUAAUCUACCCACUACGAAAUAUAUUUCCUUAACUCGGAAAUCUUUUUACUCUUCCGUAUUCUACCACUUCCCUCCCCAAUUCUCAGUAUCACCAAAUUUGAGGGCAAAUCUCGUUCUUCUCCAAAUAUCAAGAGUCUGAUAUUCCGGCGAAGAAGAAGUUCUUAUUUAUCGGUAGAAACAAGUUUUUGUUCCGUUAUCCAAACAAGUCGUGAAUGAAUUUGUGUUGGCUGCUCUAAGAUUCAACAUAGCCAAGCAGUAACGCAUGAUAGAUGAGUUUAGCAGAGGACUCUCCUGCACACUCGUCAAGUAGCGAUGGCGAUGAUUUAGUAGCAUUUCUGGACGCUGAGUUGGAUAUUGCUUCUGAUGGAGAAGCUGAUUCUGAAGAAGUUGCGGAUGAUGAGGAUAGUGAUAAUGGUGACGAGGAUGAUGACUUGGAUCUUAAGAGAGUUAAAAGGCGCAAGAUGGAGUUAUCUGAAGACGUGAAUUUUGACGUAAUAAAUUCUCAAAGUUCCUCAUCUGCAGAGCAAAUUUUAAGUGCAGGGUCAUCACCUAAGAAGAACACGUGUCUGCAUCCCGGUGUUUAUGCAGGAAUGUGCAUGAAGUGUGGCCAAAAAAUGGAUGAUGAAUCUGGUGUUGCAUUUGGGUACAUACAUAAGAAUCUGAGGCUUGCUAAUGACGAGAUAGACCGAUUACGUGACAGAGACUUGAAGAACAUGCUACGCCAUAGAAAGCUUUGCUUAGUUCUUGAUUUAGAUCAUACCUUGCUCAAUUCAGCCCGACUUCAUGAUAUUACAGAGCAAGAAGGCUACUUAAAUGGCCAAAGAGAAGCUUUGCCAGAUAAUUUAAAGAACAGCUUGUUCAGACUGGAUUGGAUUUAUAUGAUGACUAAGUUGAGGCCGUAUGUGCAUACAUUUCUGAAAGAAGCUAGCAAAUUAUUCGAGAUGUAUAUAUACACUAUGGGUGAACGUCCGUAUGCAUUGGAAAUGGCAAAGCUGCUCGACCCUGGAGAUAUUUACUUCAAUUCCAGAAUAAUUGCACAAGGUGAUUGCACUCAGAAGCAUCAAAAGGGUCUUGAUGUUGUUUUGGGUCAAGAAAGUGCCGUUGUCAUCCUUGAUGAUACUGAAGCCGUGUGGAGCAAGCACAAGGAUAAUUUAAUAUUAAUGGAAAGAUAUCACUUCUUUGCUUCUAGUUGCAAGCAGUUUGGCUUCAACUGUAAAUCACUUUCCGAACUACAAAGUGAUGAAAGUGACACUCAAGGAGCACUCGCUUCUGUUCUGAAAAGACUUCAGCAGAUCCAUACUUUAUUCUUUGAUGCGGAGCGUAAAGAUAGUCUUGAGGACCGGGAUGUGAGACUGGUGAUGAAAACUUUACGAAAAGAAGUUUUAAAAGGAUGUAAAGUUGUGUUCACCCGUGUUUUCCCGACUAAUUUUCCGUCCGAGCACCAUUCCCUAUGGAAAAUGGCUGAGAAAUUGGGAGCCACAUGCUGUAAUGAAAUCGAUCCAUCUGUUACACAUGUGGUCUCCAUGGAUGCAGGAACCGACAAAUCCCGUUGGGCGGUGCAGGAGAAGAAGUUCCUGGUGCAUCCACGGUGGAUAGAAGCUUCCAACUACAUGUGGCAGAAGCAGACAGAAGAAAACUUCCCCGUUAGUCAAGCGAAGAAGUAAAUGAUUUUAUUUAUAUCUAACAUCUGCUGACGAAAUAGAAGUGAAUGAUUUAUUUUUUGUUUAAUGUUUUGUAAUGGCUUAAGUCGGACCUUCUACUGGUGUAUAAAUUUUGUAUUAGAAAGGUCCCUUGAAGAAGGUGAUAGCUGUUUAAGACAUGGGACUUUAUCGAAGCUCAAGUUUUGAUUUUAUCGAUUAGUUAAAUUAACCCCGAA